Phragmites australis (common reed) is the source of this 1159-nucleotide messenger RNA. RefSeq lists its product as uncharacterized. The coding region runs from base 139 to 903 and encodes 254 amino acids. The record is from RefSeq and is a predicted model, not a curated record. Lineage: Eukaryota; Viridiplantae; Streptophyta; Magnoliopsida; Poales; Poaceae. The transcript has 4 exons.
AAUAAGAGGCCACCACGGUCUCCGUCAGUCCGUUGUCCUCCCGUCUCUCCUCUCUUCUCUUCGCCCACCGCACGGUGCACGGCCUCGCCCAACUGCACAACCCCUGAGCUUGCAGGAGAAAGAAGGGAGGGGGACCAGAUGGCGAGGGAGGACAGGUUCCCUGUCUGGGAGGCGGUGCUGCUCGCCGGCGUGGCCGCCGCUUUCGCCGCGGGUAUGGUCGGCGUCUACGUCUCCAUGCCCAACUCCGACUACAGCUUCCUCAAGCUUCCCCGCAACCUCCAGGAGCUCCAAGUCCUCACUGACCAUCUGGAGGACUACACUAGCGACUACACCGUGCAGGUGCUGGUAGGCUAUUGCGCCGUUUACAUUUUCAUGCAGACGUUCAUGAUCCCUGGGACCAUAUUCAUGUCCCUGCUUGCCGGGGCCCUCUUUGGGCAGCUCGGUGGCCUGGCCCUGGUGGUCUUUGCUGCCACUGCCGGUGCUUCUUCCUGCUACUUCCUAUCCAAGCUGGUUGGGAAACCGCUGGUCUUCUCAUUGUGGCCGGACAAGCUCAGGUUCUUCCAAAAGCAGGUUGCAAAAAGAAGAGAGAAGUUGCUGAAUUACAUGCUUUUCCUGAGAAUCACUCCCGCAUUGCCCAAUACUUUCAUCAAUCUGGCAUCACCGAUUGUGGAUGUGCCCUAUCAUAUCUUCUUCUUGGCGACAGCCAUUGGUCUCAUCCCAGCUGCCUAUGUCACUGUCAGGGCUGGAAUUGCUUUGAGCGACUUGAGAUCAAUGAAUGACCUAUAUGAUCCGAAGUCGAUAGCGCUGAUAUUCUUGAUCGGGGUUGUUGCGGUGACACCAACAUUGUUGAGUAAGAAUGAGACGCAAGGCAAAGCAUCAGACAUGGCAGCUAGCGCUAACUGAUCACUUACACGCCACCCCAACUCUCCUCUCUUGUACAUACCAAGAUUCAGCAUUUGGUGGCUCCAUGACUUUGAAUCAAUGGAACAUGUGGCCAGUGGAAAAACUUGUGCUGAGAUGAAAGGUAUAUCUCACGGUCACCAUAUUAAUGGGUGUUACAACAAACUGCUUUCAGUUGUUCUGUUUAGCAUGGUUUAGAUGAAAGGGAAAUCUGACUGUAUCUUGCACACUAUCAGAUUCAAUACGACUAAUUCAGUGA